UAUGCUUGGAUGAGAAACAACCCUUCUGUUCGAGUGCCGCCUGCUUCCCCGAGCCCCCCCCACAGCAUGGUGGAGGACGAGGAGUGUUGUGCUCUGCUCCCAGUCCCUUCUGGAAAAUACAAUUUCAGUGAGCACCUCAAAUGGAAGGAAUGCUCUAACAAGAACCAGUUGAGAUACAGCGAGAGUAUCAAGGUCCUGAAGGAGAUGAAGGAGCUCUAUGAUCGCUAACUGCCUCGUACUGCAGCUCUCCACCACAGAAUGGACUCUAUGCAAUUAAAAGGGAGCCACAGCGUAACAGUCCAUGUUUGAAUAAACACUUAUUCAAAGGAAAGCAUUAACAGAUCCCUCAGCCCUAUUAAGACUAUAUUGUACAUCACGGGCAGAAACAUUUGCUGUGCUGGAAAGUGUUCAUGCAGGACUUUA
Messenger RNA from Trematomus bernacchii (emerald rockcod), 423 nucleotides. Its product is annotated as protein lin-37 homolog. NCBI's taxonomy places the organism in Eukaryota, Metazoa, Chordata, Actinopteri, Perciformes, Nototheniidae. The annotation marks the transcript as partial. The record is from RefSeq and is a predicted model, not a curated record. The transcript has 3 exons.